UGAGCCAUCUCUCCAGCCCCCCUUUAAUUGAUUAAAAAAAAAAUCUGUUCCUCGUUCCAUCUUUUUCAUUCUCCCACAUGGCUUCCCCUGUCUCUCUGUUUCUAUGGUCUCUCUCUGAGCCUCCCCCAGACUCCUCCAAGCAUAGUGUUGGAAGGGUACCCCCAUAGUUAGGCUGUCUGUGCUGCCUUCUGCCGGCACAUCUCGGGAUGGGUAGGUUGGAAGAAAUCCGGGUCCUCCGUCUAGCUCACCACGGACCCCGCUUCGCCCCUAGAGAAACCCUUUGCUUUGUUAACCUCGCUCUUUGCGUUCGUGAAAGGGCAGUGCACAGGGUGUGUGUGUGUGUGUGUGUGUGUGUGUGUGUGUGUGCUUGCUGUGACUCUGUGCUUACUGAGGCUCUCACAGGGCUUUUUGGCCGGGACUGCUGUUUGAGACAGGGUGCUCUAUGUCGCCCAGAUGGUCUUGAUUCAUGAUGUCACAAAGUUAAUAUGCCUUCCCGGUGCAAAAUCACGACAGAAAACUUUUAAUAAUAGUGCCUGGCUGGUUCCGGCUAAUAUACAGAAGGGAACCAGCCUUGAGCAGAGAUCCCUUUCUGCUUCUCUAGUUUCAUGACCGCGAGUUACACUUCGAGCAAUUAAACAUCUUUUACGAAGACAGAAAUCCUAAGGUUUGGUUGUUUGGACAAAUGGGUAGAGUUCCAAUGUACAGUUCUUGCCAGAGCUAGCAUGAGACAGACCACAACUGCAUUUCCUGGGGAGCUGUUAGCUAGGAUCCUUCUGCCAGCCAGGGCAUUCUAGAGCAGUGGUCCUCCUAUGCUGCGACCCUUUAAUACAGUUCCUCAUGUGGUGACCUCCAACCAUAAAAUUAUUUUCAUUGCUACUCCAUUGGUGUAAUUUUGCUACUGUUAUGAAUCCUAAUGUAAAUACCUGUGUUUUCUGAUAGUCUUAGUUAACCUCUGUGGAAGGGCCUCCUACCCCCCCACACAAAGGGGUCGGGACCCACAGGUUUACAGGUUGAGAACCCCUAUUCUAGUGGGUAGACAAUGUUAAUGACUAGAAAGGAGUAUGGGGGUACUCUCUGGGGAAUUCCAGCUUCUUGGCCCUGGACCUGAAGGCUUCUGAACUUCUGAUCUCCCUCUGGCUGUGUUUCUGGACAUGUGGGAGACAGGGCCUGACAUUGUGCGACACACCCUCUUCAAUCAGUGGGCUGAUUUGCAUGCUCUAUUGUGGUCUAGAGGCUUCCCCAUCCCUGUGCCAUAAGUACCCACAGCACACACAGCAGGGCAACUCUGGUACAGUCUUGUGCCUCUGGCCAUGGCCUGCCCUGGUUGCCUGCCUUUCCUUCUGAUUGGUGCCUUCUUGGCAGUCUUCCAGCCAACUCUGACCUAUCCUGACGCAGUACUGGUCUUCCCAGGCCAAGUGGUUCAGCUCAGCUGCACAAUCAAUUCUCAGCAUGCCACCAUUGGGGACUUUGGUGUGUCUUGGUACCAGCAGCGCCCAGGCGGUGCUCCCCAGCUGCUCUACUACCACUCAGAAGAGGAGCACUAUCGGCCUGAUGACAUUCCCGACAGGUUCUCCGCUACUGCUGACGUGGCCCACAAUGUCUGUGUGCUGACCAUCAGCCCCGUGCAGCCAGAGGACGAAGCAGACUACUUUUGUUCCAUUGCCUAUAAAUAACUUUGAUCCCUAGGGCUGGGGUAUCAGAUGAAUGGCUUCUGUUUGUCCCCCAACUUCUGCCCCUGACCUCGGACCUCUCUUUUUCCUUUAAGUCUUGCUUUCUUUCUCCUGCAAUAUGAGUUAAUAACA
Arvicola amphibius (Eurasian water vole) is the source of this 1802-nucleotide messenger RNA. It is a transcript of the gene Vpreb3, whose product is annotated as V-set pre-B cell surrogate light chain 3. The transcript has 2 exons. Lineage: Eukaryota; Metazoa; Chordata; Mammalia; Rodentia; Cricetidae. Gene Ontology annotation, biological process: immunoglobulin production; immune response. The record is from RefSeq and is a predicted model, not a curated record. Bases 1311 to 1673 code for a protein of 120 amino acids.